This is a messenger RNA of Funneliformis geosporum, 396 nucleotides long. The record is from the annotation of a GenBank genome assembly. NCBI's taxonomy places the organism in Eukaryota, Fungi, Glomeromycota, Glomeromycetes, Glomerales, Glomeraceae.
AUGGAUCUACAAGAUGAUGAAAUACAAGAAAAACCUAUAAAAGAAAAAGAAGUAGCGAAAGAAGAGGUAGCAAAACAAGAAGAAUCCCCUCUUCCUCCCGACUUUUUUGAUGAUUCCUCAUUAAAUAAUUCUUCUACAAAAGUUUCUACUACCAUGGAAAUUGAUGAACAAGAAUGGAUCAAUUUUCAAAAAGAAAUUUCAAAAGAAACUCAAGUGAGUAACCAAAUUGCAAAUGCUGAUGACGAAGAAUUACAAAGGGAUAGAGAUGAAAUGCAAGAACGGGAGCAAGAAUUUUGUUUAGCAAGAUUAGAAAAAUUAAAAGAGGUUGCCAAACGUGUGAAAGAGAUUCGUGAUAAUAAUGAGUGGAUGGAUUGGAGAGCACAAAAAAUUUUGUAA